This is a messenger RNA of Paracoccidioides lutzii Pb01, 291 nucleotides long. RefSeq lists its product as hypothetical. The coding region runs from base 1 to 291 and encodes 96 amino acids. The transcript has 2 exons. The record is from RefSeq and is a predicted model, not a curated record.
AUGGAACGAGGCGCCAAAAAUGGGGCCCUAGAUCUCAGAGAAAACUUUGCCUGUGGAUCGAGAAGGAGAUAUGACGGGCUUGUUCCGGUGCCAUCAAUGGAGAUGGGAAUGGCCGGAAUAGAACCUGAGUAUAAAGAAAUGUUGAAUCGCAUGCGAGUGAUAACCAACUGCUUCCUCCGCUACCUUGGCAAAAUUCUCAUCCUUGGACGGAAGAAUGAUACCCGUUCCCCACGCCCUGAUUCUGAUCGCAUUUCAAUGGCAUGGGUUAUUUCGGAUAUCUCCACGAGAUGA